Sorex araneus (European shrew) is the source of this 878-nucleotide messenger RNA. It is a transcript of the gene TMEM60, whose product is annotated as transmembrane protein 60. The record is from RefSeq and is a predicted model, not a curated record. Bases 234 to 635 code for a protein of 133 amino acids. The transcript has 2 exons. Lineage: Eukaryota; Metazoa; Chordata; Mammalia; Eulipotyphla; Soricidae.
UGGAACCGAAAACGCCUCCACAGCGAUCGUUCGGAGAGGCGGAACUCAGCUCUUUCUCUUGAUUAUCAUGUGACGAGCUCUGGAUUUAAUGGGGGACAAAGUGUGGAAGAGGCUAAAGAUCCAAACUGGCGAAGUGCCGGAUCUUCGCGCGCCUCUCCGCUCUCAGGCCGGCGGCGCUGCCAGGGCAUAUUUUCCUUUUUUCGACUCUGCAGCAGCCUCUUUAAACUGUUUAAAUGAGAAUGUCCUUGGCUCAGAGAGUGCUACUCACCUGGCUUUUCACAUUACUCUUCUUGAUCAUGUUGGUGUUGAAACUGGACGAGAAGGCACCUUGGAACUGGUUCCUCAUAUUUAUUCCAGUCUGGAUAUUUGACACUAUUCUUCUUGUUAUGCUGAUUGUGAAAAUGGCUGGACGAUGCAAGUCUGGCUUUGACCCUCGACAUGGAUCACACAAUAUUAAAAAAAAAGCCUGGUAUCUCAUUGCAAUGUUACUUAAAUUAGCCUUUUGCCUUGCACUCUGUGCUAAACUGGAACAGUUUACUACUAUGAAUCUUUCCUAUGUCUUCAUUCCUUUAUGGGCCUUACUGGCUGGAGCAUUGAUAGAGCUUGGAUAUAAUGUUUUUUUGGUGAGAGAUUGACUUCUCAGGACAUCGUCUCAUUUUAUUGCUGUUCAGCAAGCUGUCAUUAAAGUGUUCUGAAUCUUUUGCAAGCUUGGAGAAUACCAUCGAACUGAAAUAAAUACCAAAUGUAGUUUUAUACUGCUUCCACAAAAUAGUAUUGGUGAAUCAUUGGCUUCUAGUCAACCCAAAGCUGGAUUAUCCAAUAUUUGAGUUGUAAAUAUCCUUCUUAGCCUUCUGUAAAUAAAGUGUGUUUGGAACUUA